AUGACGGGAAAAACUUAUGAUUUUUAUCAUCAAGCUUUUUUUCCUACUGUUAAAAAGUUUUCAGAUUGCAUUCAAAGAAAAUUACCUAAUGUGAAUAUAAUGGUUGGACCGAUUCCUAAUGAGUUUUAUCCUGGACGGAAAUUAGAAGAAAGACCUAAGAAUUUAGUACUCCCUCAUUUCUAUGAUUUGUUUUCACUUGUACAUAAAUCUUUUGGUAAUGUUACAUUGGAUGUUCAAGCAAUGUGUUUGAGAAGACCUAUCUGGGAAUGGAUUUACUUUGGACAAUCAGGAGCGAAAAGAAAUUAUACGAAUCAAAUUAAACAAAUUAUAAAAUCAGCUGAAAAAAACAUAGGUAAUGUACCAUGUUUAAUUGGCGAGAUUGGAAUGUGUAAGGAUAUCAAUCAAGGAGAAGCCUUUAAAACUGAAUAUAAUCUUGUUUCAUUUGCGUUAUGGAAUUAUAGUCCUUAUAAUACUGAUAUACAUGGGGAUGGUUGGAAUAGAGAGAGUUUUAGUUUUAUUAGUUCUUCUUCUCCUAAAGAUUCAAGUGGAAAUCAUGAACCAAGACUCUUAAAAUGGAUCUUAAGACCUUAUGCAAGAAGGAUGGCAGGAUUACCAAUCUUUACUCAAUUCGAUUAUGAAACUAGAUCUUUUGAAUUUAAAUGUCAAAAUCAUCAUUCAGUUAAACCUACUAUAAAUCAAACUGAGGUUUUUUUACCAAAUGAUUUAUAUAAAGAAAAGUUUACUCAGAUUGAAAUUGGUGAUGGAACUCAUUCAUGGAAAUCUGAUUUUCAAUGUUUGAUUUGGACUCUUGAGAAUGAAAAAGAAGAUGAAAAUCAUUGGAUUAAGAUUCAUUCGAGAGAUCAAGACAAAAAACAUAAAAUGAAUCAAAAAGAAGGUUAUAAUCAAUUGAUGUAUACUGUUCCAAGUAUCUUGAUUGGUUUGAUUGGGGUUUGGUCUGCAGUUUCCAGAAAAAUUAAAUUAACUUGA
Molecule: messenger RNA, 987 nt
Organism: Melampsora larici-populina 98AG31
Lineage: Eukaryota; Fungi; Basidiomycota; Pucciniomycetes; Pucciniales; Melampsoraceae
Product: family 5 glycoside hydrolase
Exons: 8
Coding region: 1-987 (328 amino acids)
Molecular function (GO): beta-glucosidase activity
Source: RefSeq, a predicted model, not a curated record